Alosa alosa (allis shad) is the source of this 3853-nucleotide messenger RNA. It is a transcript of the gene mpp2b, whose product is annotated as MAGUK p55 scaffold protein 2b. Gene Ontology annotation, cellular component: cell-cell junction; plasma membrane. Gene Ontology annotation, molecular function: protein binding. Lineage: Eukaryota; Metazoa; Chordata; Actinopteri; Clupeiformes; Clupeidae. The transcript is spliced from 13 exons. The record is from RefSeq and is a predicted model, not a curated record. Bases 457 to 2100 code for a protein of 547 amino acids.
ACAAUAUGUCUAUACAACUGCAAUGGAGAGGUAAAAUUAACUUAAUAUACCCAAAUCCAUUGAAACCUUGCCAAAGCAAGAUUUAAAUCUAUUAACUGGCUUACACAUUUCUGUAAAGGUUAAAGGCAUGUCGUACAACGUCGUGUUUAUUAAAAGUAAUUAAUUUUUUUAGUCAUGAAAUCCAUCUUCGCAAUCUCUAGCGCCACAGCAAUCCCUUAAAGCGACGGAACGCGUUUCGGCAGACGGCUCCUACAGGGAGUGGGAACAAUACCGUCGGGGUCCGCACCGGAGAACAGAGCGCCUUUUUCCCCUUCACAUGAGCAAAAGAUCCGUUCCAACGUUUUUACAUUUCGUCAACGGCGGUUACUUCACUUUUACCACAGCGAACCACGGAACCUUGCAGCAAUACCGGAGUCCAAUCAGACUUGGGAUAGCGGGACGGUACAGAUCGCCAACAUGCCGGUCGCCUCGUCAAGCUCGGACUCGGCCAUGCAUCAGGUCCUGGACACGCUGAGUGACAGCACCAGCUCCACUACGGCCAACGACCUUGACCUCAUCUUCCUCAAGGGCAUCAUGGAGAGUCCCGUGGCCCAUGAGCGCUAUGAGGAGCCAAAGCUAGAGGCGGUGCGGGACAACAACGUGGAACUGCUGCAGGACAUCCUGAGAGACCUCACACCCCUCGCACACAGCAGCAAGGCUGCCGGCGAGCUGGCACGCAUCCUCAAAGAGCCACACUUUCAGUCCUUACUGGAGACACAUGAUUCGGUGGCCUCUAAGACCUAUGAGACUCCGCCCCCGAGCCCUUGUGCGUUCAUGGACCCGGCGAUGAACAACCAGCCCGUCCCUCCUGAUGCCGUGCGCAUGGUGGGCAUCCGCAAGGUGUCCGGCGAACACCUGGGAGUGACGUUCCGUGUAGAGGGCGGGGAGCUGGUGAUCGCGCGGAUCCUCCACGGGGGCAUGAUUGACCAGCAGGGCCUGCUGCACGUGGGCGACAUCAUCAAGGAGGUGAACGGCCGGGAGGUGGGGUCAGAACCGCGCGUGCUGCAGGACAUGCUCAAGGAGGCCAUGGGCAGCGUGGUGCUCAAGAUCCUGCCCAGCUACCAGGAGCCACACACACCUCGCCAGGCGUUUGUGAAGUGCCACUUUGACUAUGACCCCGCACACGACAACCUCAUUCCCUGCAAGGAGGCGGGGCUUAAGUUCAACAGUGGAGAUAUCCUGCAGAUCUUCAACCAGGAAGACCUGAACUGGUGGCAGGCGUGCCACCAGAACGGGGGCAGCGCAGGACUCAUCCCCAGCCAGGUGCUGGAGGAGAAGAGGAAAGCCUUCGUCAAGAGGGACCUGGAGCUCACCACUGCAGGACCCCUGUGUGCAGGUAUGGGAGGAAAGAAGAAGAAGAAGAUGAUGUACCUGACCACCAAGAACGCAGAAUUUGACCGCCAUGAACUGCGGAUCUACGAGGAGGUGGCGAAGGUUCCGCCAUUCCGCAGGAAGACUCUGGUUCUCAUUGGAGCACAAGGGGUCGGACGCAGAAGCAUGAAGAACAAACUGUUGGUGUCGGACCCGCAGCGUUACGCAACCACCACACCCUACACGUCCCGCAAGCCCAAAGUGGGGGAGACGGACGGCCAGAUGUACCUGUUCAUGUCGCGCGGCGAGAUGGAGUCCGACAUCAAGAGCGCGCGCUUCCUGGAGCACGGCGAGUACGACAACAACCUCUACGGCACCAAGAUCAACUCCAUCCACGAGGUCAUCGACUCUGGCAAGAUCUGCAUCCUGGACGUUAACCCACAGGCAUUGAAGGUGCUGAGGACGUCAGACUUCCUUCCGUAUGUUGUGUUCAUCGAGGCACCGGACUUUGAGAUUCUCAAGGCCAUGAACCGAUCGGCCAUUGAAUCAGGAGUGGUGACCAAACAGCUUACGGACUCUGAGUUGAAGAGGACGGUGGAUGAAAGUGAGAGGAUAAAGAGAGCAUACGGACACUACUUUGACCUCACCAUCGUCAACGACAACCUGGAGGGGGCUUACCGCAGCCUGCGGGGGGCGCUAGAGAGACUCAUGUCAGAGUACCAGUGGGUGCCUGUUAGCUGGGUCUUUUGAGACCGAAUAAGUCCUUGGAGAGAGAGAGAGAGAGAGAGAGAUUAAAGAGAAGAUUAAAAUGAGAGAAGUUAGAGGAGGGAUCCAAACACAGAGGCCAUUACAAGGGAGACAGAGAAAGGGGCUGAGCAGACAGAAAGAGAGAUAGAGAGAAAAAGAAAAGGAGAGAGGGAGAGAAAAAUUAUUAUAUGACCUCCGAAACGCCAUUCCAUCAGGCAACAGGCCCUCUUAUUGGUCAGUUUUCAAUGCCACUCACCCGGCCCUGCCAGCUUCCUAUUGGUUGUCUCUUGGGGGGUAGUGUUGACAAGUUUGAGAAGAGAUCACAGAAAUGUGUGGCAGAAACUAUAGAAAUUAUGAAACAUUCAGUGCUAUGUGACUGAGUGUGUGUGUGUGUGUGUGUGUGUGUGGGUGUGUGUGGGAGGGUGUGUGUGUGUGUGUGUGUGUGUGUGUGUGUGUCUGUGUGUUUGUGGUUGGGACAGGUCAGUUGUGUAACCAGCAGAGUAGGUCUCUAUAUUUAUAGAUUACUGUCAAAAAAAUGUCCGCUGUUUUAGAUACACUCAGAGAGUCGUUCAAGUGAAGAGCUCUCUUGAGAUGACCAUGUAAUCUUUAGGAUGUUGUUCACAGGAGUUGUGUAGUUUUGAGGCUGAAAAAAAUGAUUAUGCUAGUGUAUCAUGUCUUUGUAAUACACUGUACAUGUCCUGGGUUGUCUUCUGUUGAUUGUAAAUAUAUUUAGAAAAUACAAGAGAAUCUAACUUUUAUUUGAAUAUUUGUACGAAUAUUAUCGCUGUACAGCAUUCUUAUUCUUGACCAGUAUUGAGUAGCAAUAUCAGCACGUAAUAUCCUACAUUUGCUGUACUUCCGUCAGAAGCCAUUUGAAAUCAGCUGAACUGUAUAAAGGGUCUGUGUGGUUUACUGUAAAUUAAUGCAGAAGAUUCUAGAAAAAAACAGCCGCCUUGGGACUAGAUCUGGCGUUACCGUUGUUAUCAUUGCUUUAGCCCAAUUCCCCCUUGGCAUUUGGUGGAUAUGACUAAAUAAUUUGUGGUUUGUAUAUAUUGUCUUAAAUGGCUUUUAAAAAGAGAAGAGAAAGAAACCAAUUUCACAAAAAACUCUCAAGAACAUCUUGGCAGGGGUCAGUCUCAGUGGCACAAAAUGUUGGUUGAAGACGUCUUCACUGCUUGUGGUAAUGCCGCUUGAGUAAUUGCUCUUAGUGGGGAAGCCAUUUUGUUUAGUUUUAGAUGGCCCACAUGGUGUGAGAUAUACCAGCCUGUUGAGUGUGGUGAAGACGUGACUGGUGUUCUGUUUAUUCGGGUUUAGUUUCUUCACCUCCCUGAGCAAUUGUUAAACAGAAGACAAGCGAUGAAUCCCCCUGGUUUCGGGUUUGAUUGUGUUUCAUUCGAACUAAAUGCGCAGUGCUGGGGAAACCUGUGUUGCAUGAUUGUUGGUUGUUAUUAUUUAAAAGGUGUAUUCUUUUGCCUUAAUCUUGUUCAAAAUGCCAAGGCAUGUUUCUGCCGGAAGUUUGGGUGGAUCCGUUUGGCCACAUCUAUGGUCCUCGUCUCUGGUGCUCACAGAAGAAGAAAUGUCGCAUUGUUUGGAAUCACUUCAUGAAGCCUUGUCACUUCCUGUGAGUGAUUAGAUAUCUAGCACAUAUGGAUAGGUUCUUAGGCUGGGGGUUGACAUGGCCUCUAAGGGAACAGCGCUGCACAGAUCAGUUGUUUUAAAUGUUCAAAGGAAAUCCACAUUAAAAGGUUUAAAAAGA